Messenger RNA from Amoebophrya sp. A120, 203 nucleotides. The record is from the annotation of a GenBank genome assembly. NCBI's taxonomy places the organism in Eukaryota, Dinophyceae, Syndiniales, Amoebophryaceae.
CACCGCUGAAGGUGCAGAGAAAGGUACGCCGGCAGUGAGUCAGUGCGUCCUAGAUGACCUCAAAGAGGAUGAUACUCUGCUGCGCAGAGUGGUUCUGCCCGCCGCGAGGACAGUUCUGCAAAAAAAAGGGGUAGUACACCACAUGGAUGCUAGCACAGGGGCAGAACGCGUUUCCGGCUUCAACGUAAACACCGAGUUACGGG